Molecule: messenger RNA, 3867 nt
Organism: Saccostrea cuccullata (small rock oyster)
Lineage: Eukaryota; Metazoa; Mollusca; Bivalvia; Ostreida; Ostreidae
Product: transcription factor Sp3-like
Exons: 8
Coding region: 122-2518 (798 amino acids)
Biological process (GO): regulation of transcription by RNA polymerase II
Molecular function (GO): DNA-binding transcription factor activity, RNA polymerase II-specific; RNA polymerase II cis-regulatory region sequence-specific DNA binding
Source: RefSeq, a predicted model, not a curated record
UUGGACACGAGCCAUUGAGGGAGACGCACCUUCCUGUGACAAUGAAUUCACGGCCCAUAUUUUGAAUAAACAAGCCUCUUUGUCUUUAUCUCUGUAUGAGUAGAAUAUUAAAUAAAACCAUAUGACGACAACAAUAACAGUCAGGCGAAAUAACCAGGAAUAUGUUGUGCCUGCAAGUUCUUCUCAGGACGCGCAACCAUCCCCCUUAGCCCUUCUAGCAGCAACGUGCAGUAAAAUAGGUGAUCCUGCGACUGCCCCCGAGGGAGGAGCCACACAGAAUGGGGGUAAUGCAGUAAGAGUGGUCGGACAAGCUGGGGGUGCGGAAAUAGUUACACCAAACUUUAUACAGUUACCAUCGGGAGCCAUUGUAGACGCUAGUGGUAAACAGCAGUUUGGGAUCCCUGUUUCCAUAGGCCCUAAUGGUCAGAUUAUACAGCAAGCAGCCCAACCUCAACUGUUUGCAAAUGGAAAUGUACAGUACAGUGUUAUACCUUCUUACCCAACAAUUGGCAUUGACAGCCAGGAUGGAUCUGCUAUCAUUAUUCCAGCUUCUCCAUCAGCAAAUAACACAGGACAAGCUAUAUUUACUGGAGGACAACAAACUGUGCUGGCUGCACCUAAUGGUCAACUGAUCAGAGCUCAAGGUCUCCCAGCUAACAGUGUUAUUCCAAACAUGGGAUUUGCAAACUUGGCAGGGAAUGUUGUGAACUUGGGAGGAAAUUUAGUAAGUUUGGGCAAUGUCCAGGGUGGUCCAAGACCAGUCCAGGCUGUUCAGCUUCAGUCGCAAUAUCAACAGGUGCCCAAUUUUAUUCAGAUACCUGUCUCUAAUGGUCAAGCUGCAGCAAUGCAGGCUAUUCAGUUACAGUCUUUACCAGGAUUUCAGAUGGUUCAAGGUUCUCAAGCAAUUACAACUACUGCUAAUAGCAGUGGACAGACGAAUGCCGAUGGAACACAGACUGUGUCCAGUACAAGCACAGUCAGUAUUGCACCUCAGCCAACACAGCAGCAACAGCCUCAGACAAUUCAAAUACAACCACAAGUGCUUGAAAUCUCUAAUGUAGCAACUCCCUCAAAAGGCAGUGACAAUAAUAAUAGUAGUAAACCAUCUACACCACAGACUUUAACGAUCCAACCAAACCCUGUUUCAUCUUCACCACCGUCAACGACAGCAGCUUCAACGCAGCAACCUAACCAGGGUGCAAUCCCUCAGCUUCUCCCUGCCAGCGGUUCUGUUCCCAUCCAGCAGAUGCCCACGAUGGUGUACAAUGCUGCCACUGGACAGUUAAUUCCACUUUCUCAAGGGAUGAUAGUGUCUAAUGGACAAAGUAUUGUGAUGAAUUCUAUGCCACAGAUGGCAUCUAGUGUUUCAACGUCAACUGUCAGUACUGCAUCAUCAGCCCAGUCCUCUCAACCUGUCUCAGUGCUUCAACCAGGCCAGGUAAUUACCCCUCAGCAACUUGGCCUUCAAACUAUCCAAGGUCAGAAUAUCCAGUUCUCUGGUGCCCAACAGCCUGGUCAAGUCAUCACUGGUACACCUUGGUUAUCUGCCAUAAACAAUUUAAAUGUGGGCGGCAUUAGGCCACCAAACACAAUUCAAACCAUACAAGUUCCAAACAUGACUCUACAAAACCUUCAAGGUCUGCCUGCAGUGCAGAACUUUCAAGGGAUACAGACAUUUCAGUUGACACCUCAAGGGCAGUUGAUUGCAGCUGGACCUACCCCUAUCCAAUCAAAUCUUGCCGUAAACUCCCAGGGGGCGAUUACUAUAGCAGCCCCUCAAGCACAGACUACCCAGCAGACCCAACCUGCCCAGUCUCUGAGCCCACAGAUGUCCCAACAGUACACGGCAACUGUACAAAACAUUCAGCCCGCACCCCAACAAGCUCAGAUUAUCAAUGCAAAUACAGGACAGCCUGUGGCUGGAACCACCAUACAGCAGGAUCCAAAUGACCCUACUAAAUGGCAAGUAGUUCAAACCCCCAACAACCCACCUCUUAGUCCCACAGAACAGGGGAUAGCACAGCCAGGGAGGAGGCUUAGGAGAGUGGCAUGCACCUGUCCUAACUGUAAAGACAAUGAGGGAAGAUCUGGUGACAACAAGAAAAAGCAACAUAUAUGUCAUUAUCCUGGAUGUAAUAAAGUCUAUGGAAAAACUUCUCAUCUGCGUGCCCAUCUCAGGUGGCACUCAGGUGAACGUCCAUUUGUGUGCAAUUGGUUAUUUUGUGGAAAGCGCUUCACAAGAUCUGAUGAACUUCAAAGACACAGGAGAACACAUACAGGAGAGAAGAGGUUUGAAUGUCCUGAGUGUCAGAAAAGGUUUAUGAGAAGUGACCAUCUUACAAAGCACAGAAAAACACACAAAAACAAGAAUGCCCAAUUAGCUUUAGAUUCAAGUGAAACAGGGGAGGAGGGGGAGAUGGAGGUGUUUCCUGAGACCCUGACAGUGGAUACAGAGGAGGGACCGAUUCAAAUGGUGGCGUACGCUGGACAGCCCAUACAGCAGGUGGAAGAGGGGUGAGGAGGGACGUACUGACUUACUGGAAUUGUUAAAUUAUUAGGGCUUAUAUAAGGCUGCUAGAUUCCCAGCCCUGGGCUAUGUGCAAAGAGGGGUAGUGUCAGAACUGAAGGGAAUCCCCUCUCUAAUCAGAACUCCUUGCUUUAAUGAUCACGAAGCUUUUUCAUGGAGUAUGUGAUACUUUUGAUUCUGGUGAAUAACAUCAUACCCAAGAUAAUGGACAGACACAGUAUUUUUUUCCUCCCAUUCCAGCAUUUUAUUUAGAGGAUAUAUUGUUGGUAAUAUAUGUGUACAUUGGAUGUACAAAAUUAUAAAGUAAGAUAUAUUUUUAAUGUGAUGUACUUGUUAUGUUGUUAUAGAUGUUGUACAACUGUUAGUGGUCUUGCUGUAGUUGAAAACAUUUUUUUUUUCUGGAAUGGAAUUUAUUGUAAAGGAGGAAGAAUUAUUGCUGAUUUACAAUCAUGGAAGUAAUGUAAUUUCAUAGAAAAUUACUAUGGCAGAACAAUGUGAAAAAGACUAGGGAAACUGCAUUUGAUUAUUUUCAAAAAUGUUAUUUUGUGUGGUUUAUGAUGAAAAGUUGUACUGAAAAUUUACCUUGGAAUUUAAUGAAAGAUAGAUAAAGUAAUGCAACAAGUCUUUGCAGAGAGAAAAAGGGACAAAAAUAACCUUGUAAAUGAGCUCUUACAAAAAUUUAAGUUUCGAAGUUCACAUUUUCUUUAUGGACCAAUUCCACUUUUAAUUAAACUUUUAAAACCAUACUUGUAUUGGAGUUUUUAUAAUUUGACAAAAAAAAGAGGAUUACAUUGUAACCUUUUGCACUUUUUGAUGUCUCUUUUUCUUUACCAGAAUUUCUAGCUAUCUCUGCAUCAUGUUCUGUCAAAGUGAUUUUUUUUGUAGAAUUGUAGUAAAUGUAUUAGAACAAAAUUGCAGAAAAUACUUAUACACCAUGAAAUGUAUGUUUUAAAAAUUUACAGUGAUCUAUAAUUGAAUCUCAGAUGAAUAGAUUUGUAUCUCUUUAAGGCUAUAUGUCUCUGUCAUGAUAUGUGAAAUUAAUGUUUGAAUUUUUUAAAAUUUUUAAAAAGGAACUUGCAAUUUUGUUUUUUUUUUUAAAUGAACAUUAUUGCAAGUUAGUUGUACAUUACAGAACAUUCAGUGCUAUAUGCAGGUUGAAACAUUUAUAUUCUUAUACAUGUAUUUUAAAGCUGUCAAACAUUUUGAUAUACAUGUAAUUUUAGCUGUACACAUUUUAGGUGUUUAAUUUUUACAUGAACGAUUUUGUUAGGAUUUUUUAAAACAUUGCUUCUGUGUCCCAACGUAAAAUAAAGAAAUCAACCGCUCAGGCCUCAGUUUGU